Messenger RNA from Purpureocillium takamizusanense, 2088 nucleotides. RefSeq lists its product as uncharacterized. NCBI's taxonomy places the organism in Eukaryota, Fungi, Ascomycota, Sordariomycetes, Hypocreales, Ophiocordycipitaceae. The coding region runs from base 1 to 2079 and encodes 692 amino acids. Gene Ontology annotation, molecular function: RNA polymerase II cis-regulatory region sequence-specific DNA binding; DNA-binding transcription factor activity, RNA polymerase II-specific; zinc ion binding. The transcript is spliced from 4 exons. Gene Ontology annotation, biological process: positive regulation of transcription from RNA polymerase II promoter by galactose; DNA-templated transcription. Gene Ontology annotation, cellular component: nucleus. The record is from RefSeq and is a predicted model, not a curated record.
AUGUUGACAGCCAACAACGAGACAAGUCAAGCUCAUGGCCAAAAUGAGGCCAGACGCGUCAACCGCUCAGCAACAUUUAGCAACCAAGAAGCCAUCGUGGAGAUGUUGUCGGCUCUCCAAGAUCAGCUGGACAGCUUGGCGUCGCGUGUCCAGACGCCCAACCGUGACCAGCCACUCCCGCCAUCGCCAGCCUUGGCCGCAGAGAGCAGCAGUCAGCGAGAUUAUAUGGUUACGCCCAUGAAUGACGGAGGGACUGGCCAAGGUGGCCUCAAUGCAGCUCGACAGGCUUCUCGCGCAGCUGCAUCUCAGAACUUCUACGGACCGACCAGUCCAGACUAUGCCUUGAAUGUUGCGCAGCUAAAAGUGCGGCAAAACAGCUGUUCUGACGCACCGCUGCAGCAACAGCAACUCCAGCUUGCCAGCAUUGACCAAGAAGACACCUCCGACGACGAAGAUACCCAGGGGGCGCAAGAUGCACGUUUUGUUGUCGCGCCUCGGGCGCUCGAUAGACGUGACCCAGCGCGGCUAUUGGUGUUCCGGUCCGUCAUGGGCCUACAUGAAGUCAUGCGGCUCUUGUAUGUGUACCAAGAGGUGGUUGGAGACUUGCAUCCCAUUAUUGACCUUGAUGAACUCAUCACCCAAACCCAGUCGUGGUAUGCAGAUGCGGAUCCUGGAGUCUGGAAGGCCACACCAGAUCGGCCAGGGGCUGCAUCGGACGAGCGUCUCCUCAUCUUAAAUCUUGCGCUGGCCAUUGCUCUACGCGCCGACUCGAAGCCUCUAAGCUGCGACACCGAGAGCCUCCUUCGCGAGAGUUUUCAGGAUGCAGUCAACGCAAAAUUGGCGUCCCCUGCCUACAACAUCAAACAUGUCACCAUUGUCCUCCUCAAGGGUUGGCAUGACGUCUUCCACGACAUGCCGCGCUCCGCCUGGCGCCUCUGUGGGAUUGCUGGACGCAUGUUGAUGGAGCUUGGAUUUCACAAUGGUGAUGUUUCCAACCAUACGUUGGACUCGGAGGCACGGCGAACAGAGGCAUAUAGUUUGAUGAGCAGCAUCGUCAUCCUCGAUCGCCAAUGGAGUUCAACCACUGGUUUGCCGACACAUUUCCAUGAGAGCAGCUUCAACUCGAUUCCUCCUUCUUAUGUCAAGAACCCAUAUCUCAGGGCGAUGCUGUCCUUCAUUCUGAUCAGUGAUCAAUUCAGCGAGCCCAUCUUGCAGGCUGCCAAAGGAGAAAGGUACAAUGACGAAGAUGCUUUUGAAUUGAUGAACUUCCAGAUUGAGCAGUGGAGGAAAAAGGCUGUCGGAGAGCACUCCCUGGAUCGGUCCGAGAAAUGGCAGACAAACCCGUCGAGCAGACCACCUACAUGGACCAUCUUGCUGAAUCUUCGAGCCGAGUCUGUUCGCAGCCUUCUCCUCAAGCCGUUUUUCUUUUCAGAAUCAGACCUUGAGACAACAAAGAAGCAUCUACGACCUGCCACGGAGCUGGUCUACAAUGUUGUCAAUGUUCUGUACACGCUUGACAGCACCACUGACAUUUACCGCAAGCAACAUCCUUACUUUCAACACCUGCUGGCGUCUGCAGUUGGGCUGGCGUUUUUACUGAUAGCAUUUAUUAAGCAAAACAAAUCCACGUUGUUGGCCAGCCUCGCCCCUGAUCUUGCCGAGUCGGUCAGUCGCAGCUUUGAGAUGGCAGCAUCUCUGACGGCGAGGUACACCAGAGUGUCAAGAUCAGCUCGCAGACUGUCCAAGAGGCUGUCCGAGAUGACAGGCAUCCUCCUCGAUCUGGGCGUGCUCAACAACCCCAGCUCUGGAGGUGGGCGAGAAUUCACAAGGCCUAACGAGCAAGAAUCCGUGGCCAAUACAGCGAGGAGUAUCCGGAGAACAAGUCUGGCUCAUCCGCCGUCUCAGUCCUGCCCAGAAUACUCUCCACCACUCAGCAGCCGGCCUGUCGGCCCUCGAGGAUUCGGGAUCGGUUUGCCUACCACUUCGGGUCCUGAUGUGCAGCUGGAAUGGGAAGACUCGCUACGCCUUCAAUGGCCCAGUGGCGAUAUCAGCAACAUGUUUUCAGAGAGUAUCUUUUAGUAUUCGGCC